Molecule: messenger RNA, 420 nt
Organism: Camellia sinensis
Lineage: Eukaryota; Viridiplantae; Streptophyta; Magnoliopsida; Ericales; Theaceae
Source: RefSeq, a predicted model, not a curated record
AUGCUGAAUAGCGAGAAUGCCAAGGACUCCGGUGGGAUAACCAUUCUGGCUCCAGAUGACGUCGGAGGAUUGGAAGUCAAGCGCAAAACAGAUGGUGCUUGGAUUCGAGUUCAACAUAUCCCAGAUGUUUUUAUUGUCAAUCUCGGUGAUAUCAUGCAGGCUUGGACUAAUGAGAAAUAUCAGAGUGUGGAGCACAGGGCAGUGGUGAACUCAGAGAAAGAAAGGCUAUCAAUUGCUUUCUUCUUCAACCCAGCACACCAUGUCAAUGUGGAGCCCCUUUCUGAGCUCAUAGAUCACCAAAACCCUCCAAAGUACAGGCCCUACAACUAUGGGAAGUUCUUUGCCACUAGCAAAGUCAGCAAUUUUAAGAAGAUUGAUGUUGAAAACAUCCAACUUACUCAUUCCAAGUUAUCACAGUAA